CAUGAGAGCCGGGCGAGCGGCGGGGCUGCUGCUGGUUGUACUACUGACGAUGCCUAGAGCCCGAGCAAACUGUGGGGAGACAGAGUACUUCCAUCAAGGUCUCUGCUGUGUGUUUUGUGAAGCAGGUACCUUUGUUGCUGACCACUGCAAUGCUUCGCAUUUGAAAGGAAAAUGUGACCCUUGCAAGGAAGGAGAAGGCUUUAUUGCCCAUCCCAAUGGCUUGGAGGAAUGCUUGCCUUGCAGACAGUGCAAAGAGGAUCAGAUAACUCUGAGACCCUGUACUCUGACACAGAAUGCUGAAUGCCAGUGCAAACAAGGGUAUUUCUGUGAUGAUGAGGGCUGUGAAAUGUGUCGGAGAAUCAGUCAGGAGCAUCCAGAUGGGAAAGAAAUCCUGCUGAAUUCCACUGAUACCAGAGAACUAGGCUUAACUAAUCCAGGGAAGGAAGCUCAUGUUUGGGUUAUUCUAGUGCUUCUGUUGGCUGUUUUGGGCUUGCUCAUACUUGUUGUUCUUGUUAAAAAGCUGAAGUGUGAUAAAGCUGCCUCAACUGUUAAAGAUGUAGAGGGACAACUGGUACAAGAACCAAGUCAGAUAAUUGUUAAAGAUCUCUCUCAAUGUGAACUGAGAGAGACCUGUGAUGUCUUUACAAAGGAAGUACCACCGCAACAGUGGAAGCAGCUUAUGAGACCUCUUCUACAGCAAAAUGAUAUUGAUAAAGUUAUUUCUAAAUUUCCUAAUAAUAGAGAAGAACAAUCCUAUCAGAUGCUUCUCAUCUGGAAAAAGAGACUGGGAAAGAAACAAUGUAUUAAUAAUUUACUGGAUGCAUUGAAGCACAUAGAUACCAAGGCUUAUUACAGUGUAUUAAACACUUUAAAAAGUAAUAACAUUAUAAGUAAAGUAGAAGCUGAAGAUUAAUGUUUAUGAGGAACUGCAAAAAUGUUCCUGUGUACAUAACUUUAUAAGUAAAGUAGAAGCUGAAGAUUAAUGUUUAUGAGGAACUGCAAAAAUGUUCCUGUGUCCAUAUGUCUGUCUUCAGACGUCCUUAAAUGAGGGUGUCAGGAACUGCUGGUAGAAAUGGAGUUAGCCUCCUCAGCUCAUGGAGACAGCCGGAAGGGAUGUAAUGCCUUUGUUGUUUUCAUGUUUACAUGACCUUCCUACCUCUGAGUCAUAAAAUAUUAAACACAGGUGCUGGAUGCCCACUUCGGAGCCAGAAGCUGGGACAUCCCUUAGUUUGUGGCAGUGCUGUCCUAACCGGGGGCGACGACCAGGAGUCCGCUCGCUGUUUUUGCGUACUGUGAUGCUUUAGUUUCCGAAACCAUUUUGUGUUGUAUCGGAGUGCUCAGCACUGCUAAGUUUGAAGCACAGCAAUA
Camarhynchus parvulus is the source of this 1368-nucleotide messenger RNA. Its product is annotated as tumor necrosis factor receptor superfamily member 26-like. The transcript has 9 exons. Gene Ontology annotation, molecular function: protein binding; tumor necrosis factor receptor activity. Gene Ontology annotation, cellular component: membrane raft; external side of plasma membrane; CD95 death-inducing signaling complex. Bases 2 to 913 code for a protein of 303 amino acids. Lineage: Eukaryota; Metazoa; Chordata; Aves; Passeriformes; Thraupidae. Gene Ontology annotation, biological process: immune response; regulation of stress-activated MAPK cascade; necroptotic signaling pathway. The record is from RefSeq and is a predicted model, not a curated record.